AUGCAAUAAGAAGAAUAAAAAAAAGUGGUUACUUAUACUGCUUUAUAAAAUUAACAACAUAAAAAAAUAUAUAGUUUGGAAACAAGCACAAGUCUUAAAAUAUUAAGAAGUAUUUAAAAAAGGAGUACUUUUGCAAAUGUUUGUGAAGAUAAUUUAUCAAACUUAAAUAAAGUAAUUGAUAGAAAAUAAAUGGAUAUUUAUGUAAAAGAGAAACCAAAUAAUUCAAGAACUGGAUAAAAUUUCCUUUAAUUGAUGUAAAAUAUUUAAAAAAGUAUAUAGGAUAUCUCAUCUUCAAAAUAGAAUAUAGGUGUUAUAGGAACCUCUUUAAGAUGAUUCAAGUGAAGAUUGGUAACCUGAUGAAUAGAAUGAAGAUGAUAAUUCUUAGUGA
This is a messenger RNA of Paramecium sonneborni, 388 nucleotides long. The record is from the annotation of a GenBank genome assembly. Lineage: Eukaryota; Ciliophora; Oligohymenophorea; Peniculida; Parameciidae.